Molecule: messenger RNA, 531 nt
Organism: Temnothorax curvispinosus
Lineage: Eukaryota; Metazoa; Arthropoda; Insecta; Hymenoptera; Formicidae
Product: protein FAM136A-like
Exons: 2
Coding region: 27-362 (111 amino acids)
Cellular component (GO): cytoplasm
Source: RefSeq, a predicted model, not a curated record
AAAAUUAUAUUUGGUUUUAGAGAGAUAUGCACAAGUGUGCUGCACAAUGUUGUGAAAAUGAAACAUACAGCAUACAAAAAGUACAUAACUGUGUGGAGAAUUGUAGUUCCUCUUUAAAUAAGGCACAACAAUACGUUCAAGGAGAAUUUGAACGAGUACAGAAUCGCUUACAAAGGUGCAUAAUGGAAUGCAAUGAUAAUAUAAAAGACAAAAUGGGACCAAAUCCGACUCAGAGUGAAGUAAACAGGUAUAGCGAAGAAUUUGAAAAGUGUGCUACUAAGUGUGUAGACUCUUAUUGCGAAUUACUGCCGACCUUGGAAAAAUCUAUGAAGAAAGUCCUCAGUAAAAAUGAGUUAUUGUAAUAUCUUUCUCAGCUGGGAAAUAGAUGUUAACUCUGCGUCUUACUUGUAAUAUCUUUGAUUAAAAAUAUCUUCUGGCUAGCAUAUUACUUAAAAAAAAAAGUACUAUGUACAAAAUAAAUGCAGCAGCAUUUAAAUCUGUUACUUACAUGUAUAUAAAUUGUUGAAAAUA